Fusarium coffeatum is the source of this 1098-nucleotide messenger RNA. RefSeq lists its product as uncharacterized. The coding region runs from base 1 to 1098 and encodes 365 amino acids. Gene Ontology annotation, cellular component: transcription factor TFIIF complex. Lineage: Eukaryota; Fungi; Ascomycota; Sordariomycetes; Hypocreales; Nectriaceae. The transcript has 4 exons. The record is from RefSeq and is a predicted model, not a curated record. Gene Ontology annotation, biological process: transcription initiation at RNA polymerase II promoter; transcription by RNA polymerase II.
AUGUCCGAACCAUUCAUCAAGCAAGAUCCUUAUAUCAAACCCGACCCCGAAACCCCAGCAGAGGAAGAGGAUCUAUACGAAGAUGCUGGCGACCUCGAAUUUUACGACAAGAAUGCUCCCACUUCCGAGACGCUCUACCUAGCGCGCGUUCCUCGAUACAUGUGGGAAGCUUGGUACAAGCUCACCGAGCGACUGGGCGACGACGAUGAGAUUCAGAUUGGCACUCUGCGAACAUGGACCGAACAAAAGCCAGACGGCAGCUCGGAUACCAAGCUUCGCAUGCUUCUCUCCAACAACUGCCCCGAACACCAAGUGCUGCCUCGCGAAUACGACCUCGAAGUCCUAGAACCCAAUGUCAGCAACCACUUCAUCUUCAGCGAAGAAGAUUUGCCCGGUUUCAAGGCACGGAGCAAGGCGCGACAAGAGGCUGCUAACGCUGGUAUCCCUGCCUCGCUGCUAAGGCAGAAGCAAGCCAACAACGGCAACGGGCCAGAUCGACCGACGUACGACCGCAGGAGCCGAUAUCAACCCUACUAUCGAAAGGCUGUUCCCAAAAAGACGAAGAUCUUUGGUAAGAUACAUUAUGAUGUUCGCGUGGAACCUCGUGAUAUUAGGGAAGAAGAGCGACUGCUUCAGCAGAAGAUUCUCGAUGCUGAGGCAAACAAGUCCAAGCUUCAAAUUAUCAGUCGAAACGCAGCUUCAACCAUUGUCAACCCCGGAAGUGUCAGCGCAGCCAACUGGGGUGGCAGCUUUGUCAAAAAUGCUGCAGCUACAGCCAAGCCAAAGAAGGGCGAGGUUUUCAAGGCCGCCCGUAUCCCAGAGAACCAGCUUCUGGAUCUUAUUUUCGAGUGUUUCCGCCAGUAUCAAUAUUGGUCUAUGAAGGCACUUCGACAAAAGCUCCAGCAGCCCGACCAGUACUUGCGGCAAGUGCUUGAGAAGAUUGCCGUCCUCAACAAGAGUGGUCGGUUCGCCAACCACUACUGUUUGAGCGACGCUUACCGCGACAAGGGCGGCGCAGAGGCCCAAGAGGCUGCCGCCGAACCCAUGGACGAUGACGACGACGACGAAGAGAUGGAAGAUGUGCUACCAGUCUCUUAG